CAAAAUAGAGAAAGUAAAGAGAUAAAGUCAACUUGUGCGACCAUGAAAGUACAGAGAAACGACAUAAUACGAGUUUAAAAAAAUAAUUUUUAGAUUACUGAGAUUUAUUUUUAAAAAAUCAAUUUCAAAAGUGAUAAUUCCCCUGAUCCCCCUUCAUCCCUAUUUUUGGGCUGAAUGGGUGGGAAACGACAGAGGGAAGUCCCCAGCUACGUCAUAACCAUCAGCUUCUGUCAAAUUUCUGAUGCAAUCGAAUUUCGACUAAAGUUUGAGAUGAGAAGAUUCAACAAAAUGAUAAGAGUGAGAAAUUAACAGUGAUGUUUAAUUUCUUCACGUUGGCAAUGAAAGGAGAUGCUGGCGUGGGGACUGACUAUGGUUUCACUCAGGGCAUUCACCAAUGCGCCUCCAGAGUCAACACAUCCAACUCUCUAUGAAUUACUCCGAUUUCUUGACAAUCGGGUCGUUAAAAAGUGAUAAUCGACUGGUGCAAAAAAAAAAACCCAUCGUCUCUUUGUUCGUGAAUAAUAGCAGUGUACGAAGUACGUGACCUGUACCUUCAGCCCAGACUGAAUAAGACGUAGACAGCGAUUGUACAUCGAUUGAACGUCAUUCUCGAUAAUUCGAUGAAUCAUCCUGGGGAGAUUGGAAAGGAGGCCUAAUGGAAUUGAUAAGUUUGGCUGGCACAAGUUCCUUUUUUGGAUGGGGUAUCAUUCCACUACUUGCGGUUGGACUUACUUUUUAUCAGUAUAAUAAUGCGGAUCCUGAAUCGCAUCCCAGAAAUGCUGAAGAGCUUCUGCGAAUGUACGACUUCAUCGUUGUAGGCGGUGGAAGUGCAGGAGCUGUGAUAGCAUCUCGAUUAUCUGAGAUAUCAAACUGGACAGUCCUACUCCUGGAGGCCGGAGGGGAUGAGAAUGAGAUAUCCGAUGUACCUGCAUUAGCCGGAUACACACAAAUGUCGGAGAUUGAUUGGAAAUACCAAACUGCCCCACCAAGUGCUUCUGCGUAUUGUCUAGCUAUGACAGGUGACAGAUGCAAUUGGCCGAGAGGAAAGGUCCUUGGUGGCAGCAGUGUUUUAAAUUCAAUGAUAUACGUUCGUGGAAACAGACACGAUUUCGACCACUGGGAGAGCUUGGGUAAUCCCGGAUGGAGUUACAGAGACGUUCUCCCCUACUUCAUAAAGUCCGAAGACAACAGAAAUCCGUACCUCGCCCGAAGUCCCUACCAUGGAACUGGAGGACUCCUAUCAGUCCAAGAAGCUCCCUGGCGAACCCCACUGGCCCUGGCCUUCAUGCAAGCCGGCAAUGAGCUAGGUUACCCAAACCGCGACAUAAAUGGUGCAAACCAGACCGGCUUCAUGCUGUCCCAGUUGACAGUGAGACGAGGAAGCCGAUGCUCAACAGCAAAGGCUUUUCUGCGUCCCGUGAGGAACCGAAAGAACCUGCACACCGCCAUGUUCGCCCAUGUCACCAAACUCCUCUUCAACUCUGACAAGCGAGCAAUAGGAGUUGAGUUCAUGAGGAACGGUAAAAAGCAAGUGGUCCACGUUCGCCGAGAGGUUGUCUUAUCAGCUGGUUCCAUUGGUUCCCCCCAGCUGUUGAUGGUCUCAGGAAUUGGUCCCCGUGAGCAUCUCCAGGAAUUUGACAUUCCAAUUUUAUCUGAUCUACGUGUUGGUGACAAUUUGCAGGAUCACGUUGGCCUCGGGGGUUUGACAUUCCUCAUCGACGAACCCGUGACAUUUAAAAAAUCCCGAUUCCAGACAUUUCCAGUCGCCAUGGAAUAUAUAAUCAAUGAGAGAGGCCCGAUGACGACACCAGGUGUCGAGGGAUUGGCAUUUGUAAAUUCAAAAUAUGCAGACAGUACGAUCGAUUGGCCGGAUGUGCAAUUUCACUUCGCUCCAAGUUCCAUAAGCUCAGAUGGUGGGGAUAUCAUACGAAAGAUCACUGGACUACGUGACAGUGUCUACAAUACGAUGUACAAACCAUUAAUAAAAUCCGAGGCUUGGUCGAUACUCCCAUUGUUAUUGAGGCCAAAGAGUUCUGGAUGGAUAAGGCUGAAGAGCAAAGAUCCAUUUGUUUAUCCAGAAAUCAAUCCCAACUAUUUCACUCACAAAGAGGACAUGGAUGUCCUUGUGGAUGCCAUCAGGAUCGCCAUGGAAGUGUCCAAUUCAACGGCAUUUCAGAGAUUUGGAUCGAGACCGCUGACUAUUCCUAUGCCAGGAUGUCACAAGUUCCUUUUUGAUAGUUAUGACUACUGGGAAUGCGCCAUAAGACACUUCACAUUCACUAUUUAUCAUCCAACUGGUACGUGCAAGAUGGGACCAACGUCAGAUCCAACUGCUGUUGUUGAUACUAGGUUGAGGGUGCACGGGAUUAAGGGGCUGAGGGUUGCAGAUGCAUCGAUAAUGCCGACUAUUGUUAAUGGUAAUCCUAAUGCCGCUGUCAUAAUGAUUGGAGAAAAGGCCAGCGAUAUGAUCAAAGAGGACUGGCUACGGCGUAGACGUCCACCGGGGAGAUGACAUUAACGAGGAUUUUCUACAUAGCCAUUACUAUUUUCAUUCACUCAGGGGAUUGUGGGGGGAGAGUGUGGAUUUUGACAUUGGGUUUAAGAGCAGAAAUCAAAUUUUUUUUUCUAUUUUUUUCAUUGUUUUUUACUGUCAUCUUGAAAAAUUGUUGAAUGUUUUGUAAUAAAUGUUAUUUAUUUACACCAAAUAUCUAAUUAUUUUUUUAUAACGACUAAAAAUAGUUUAAGCUUCAAUUCCGCGAGAAAAAAUUAAAAAAAAAUAGAGGAUAAUUAACGAUUUUUGUAAAUAAAUAAGGGCAGCUGAUUCGGCUGUUGGAAAUGAUAUUUAUUCAACCCGAAAUCGAUCACUAAUUGAAUUCCUGAUGUGAACUGAUUUGUUGUGACUUG
Molecule: messenger RNA, 2904 nt
Organism: Diachasmimorpha longicaudata
Lineage: Eukaryota; Metazoa; Arthropoda; Insecta; Hymenoptera; Braconidae
Product: glucose dehydrogenase [FAD, quinone]-like
Exons: 4
Coding region: 656-2512 (618 amino acids)
Molecular function (GO): oxidoreductase activity, acting on CH-OH group of donors; flavin adenine dinucleotide binding
Source: RefSeq, a predicted model, not a curated record